Messenger RNA from Ctenocephalides felis (cat flea), 723 nucleotides. RefSeq names its product zinc finger BED domain-containing protein 5-like. The coding region runs from base 1 to 723 and encodes 240 amino acids. Lineage: Eukaryota; Metazoa; Arthropoda; Insecta; Siphonaptera; Pulicidae. The transcript has a single exon. The record is from RefSeq and is a predicted model, not a curated record.
AUGAUUGAUAACUUUUUUAUUGAAAACGGUAUUUUAUGGGAGAACUGUGUUGGACUGUGCACUGAUGGAGCACCAUCUAUGGCAGGAAAAAAUGCUGGUCUGCAGGCCCUAGUUCGAAAAGUGGCUCCUCGUGCAGUUUGGACGCAUUGUAUGAUUCAUAGGCAAUCUCUUGUUGCAAGAAAUAUGGGUGAAGAAUUACUUAAAGUAUUUGAAAUUAUAAUAAAAGUUGUUAAUUUUAUCAAAAAUAGUCCAUUAAGAGAAAGGCUUUUUGGAAAAUUGUGUGAUGACAUGGGCUCAGAAUACAAAGCACUACUUCAUUAUUGUGAAGCACGUUGGCUUUCUUGUGCUAAAGUACUUCAAAGAGUGUUUGAGCUCAAAAAAGAAAUUGCCAUUUUUCUUGCUGAUAAUAAAAGAGAUGAAGCAGACAUAUUUUAUGACACGAAGUUUCUCGCAAAAUUUGCGUAUCUAGUUGACAUUUUUAAAAGACUAAGUGAUUUAAAUAUAUCAAUGCAAGGAACUCAAAUUCAUGCUUUUGUUCAAAAGGACAAGAUUACGGCGUUUAUGAAAAAAAUAGAACUGUGGAUAGCUAGUAUGAAAAGUAAUAACUUUGAUAUGUUUCCCUCUUUUAAAACUACAUGUGAUGAUGAAAUAGAAGCUGAUGAUGAAAUAGAAGCAAGUAAAGAUCUUAUUAUCAAUCAUAUGACUUGUCUACGAAUGGAUUAG